CGUGAAUCUCCACUUGGCGUUUGUACUUUGUUGGUAAACGUAACACAUAAAACCAACUCACGAUGUCCGGAGGUUUAAGCGCUCUUACCCUCAAGGAAGAAGAUGUCACCAAGUUCCUUGCUUGUGGCACCCACCUUGGGGCCACAAACUGUGACUUCCAAAUGGAAUCGUAUGUCUUCAAAAGGAAGCCUGAUGGUGUUUUCAUCAUCAAUGUCCGCAAAACAUGGGAGAAGCUCUUGCUUGCUGCCCGUGCUAUUGCUGCUAUAGAGAACCCAGCUGAUGUAUGUAUCAUCUCAGCUCGACCAUAUGGUCAGCGUGCCGUCUUGAAGUUCGCUCACUACACCGGAGCAACACCUAUUGCUGGACGUUUCACACCUGGAACAUUCACCAAUCAGAUUCAGGCUGCUUUCCGUGAACCUCGUCUAUUGGUAGUGACAGACCCCCGUACUGACCACCAGCCAUUGACUGAGGCAUCCUAUGUCAACAUCCCAGUUGUAGCCCUCUGUAACACUGAUUCUCCUCUCCGUCACGUAGAUGUUGCUAUCCCAUGUAACAACAAGGGAUCACACUCUAUUGGACUCAUGUGGUACCUCCUCGCCCGUGAGGUGCUCAGACUCCGAGGAACAAUCAGCCGUGAAGUGCCAUGGGAUGUCAUGGUCGAUCUGUUCUUCUACAGAGACCCAGAAGAGGUUGAGAAGGAUGAACAGGCCGCCCUUGAGAAGGCCCAGCAGAAGGAGGAAUACCCAACUGAGCAACCAUGGGCUGGUGGACCCCAGGACCUUGGUGGUAUGGGAGCUGUACAAGAGGUUACUGAUUGGGCAAGUGAAGCUGUCCCAGUGCCCUCUGUACCCAUUGCUAACCAGCCAGGCUACCCUACCCAGCAGACUGAUGAAUGGGCCGCCCCUGAAGCAUCUGAUUGGGCAGCCCCCACUACCGCUGCUGCACCCGCAGCCACUGGAGCUGCUGCAGGCAAGGACCAACAAUGGGGUGGAGCUGGAGAAAACUGGGCCUAGACUAACAUGGCGAGUGAUAAGCAGAUUAACAUUGAGUCAUUACAUGGACAUUUCUGUGGAAUAAAAUGGAAAAAACAAGGAAUAAAAUAAAUGGAAGUCACACUC
This is a messenger RNA of Owenia fusiformis, 1118 nucleotides long. The record is from the annotation of a GenBank genome assembly. Lineage: Eukaryota; Metazoa; Annelida; Polychaeta; Sabellida; Oweniidae.